Messenger RNA from Drosophila willistoni, 290 nucleotides. Its product is annotated as fibrinogen C domain-containing protein 1-A. The transcript has 2 exons. The record is from RefSeq and is a predicted model, not a curated record. NCBI's taxonomy places the organism in Eukaryota, Metazoa, Arthropoda, Insecta, Diptera, Drosophilidae. Bases 3 to 242 code for a protein of 79 amino acids.
AAAUGACCUCUUGGAAUCUAAAUCAAAAGUUUUCGACCCACGAUCAUGACAAUGAUCAAGAGGAAAAUACAAAUUGUGCUUGGAAAUAUUAUGGUGCCUGGUGGUACAAAUACUGCACUGGACCCAACCUUAAUGGCAAAUUUAAUACAAAUGCAAAUGGGUCUUGGUCCAAUAUGAGCUGGAAUGGAUUUACGGCCAUUAAAAGAGUACAAAUGCUUAUUAGACCAAACUUGGAUGAUUAACUACAUAAACUUAGAUAAGUAUAUGAAUUUGUAAGAACUAGAGUUUUC